AUGCAAAAUUUCAAUAUUUGCUUUAUACUCGUAAUUAUUGUACAAUUUGUAAUUAGCACAAGGGGCCAAGAUAAAUUCUUUGAUCCUAGUCCAGUGUGUGGUUCACUGUUUGAUCUGACCAAAACAUUCUCAAAUCUUUUGGAAUUCAGUGAAGAAUAUGAAAAUAGUGGCAAGGCAUGGAAAUUGCUGCAGUCUGGCCCUUGUCCUCCGACCACCGAAUGUAAUGAAUAUGCACCGAUUUGUGCAGUUAGUCCGAAAUAUGGAUAUCAAACAUUUUUAAAUCAAUGUUCAAUGGAAUCAGAUCGACAACUAAGUGGGAAGGAUUGGUCAAAAGCUUAUCCCGGCGUAUGUUCCGAAUUCCUCACGUAUGACACUGAAACUAUUACGACACCUCCUUAUCAGGCCCAAAUUGAUGCAAUACUGGAUGACACUCAAAAUAUGUUAUCGGUUGCAUCAGCUAAAGUAAUUUUAAAAUAUGUAUCGACUUUAAGGAAAAGUGAAAAGAAUAGGGGAACAGAUACUAAUAAGGAAAACCUCAAUACAAAUAAAGAUAGCUUGACAGAAUCAAAAGAAUCCCAAUCAAGUUCAAAGUCCACUACCAAAUGUGGUCCAACCACAGCACAUCGACUAAAUGAACCUUUAAACCCGUCACUGAACCAGACAAACUCCGCACACGGGUACUCCCCAAAUUUAUCAGCGAGUCAGAGUAAAUCUUCCUUUAAUCCGAAACUUUCAAAUUAUCUUCCUACUACCUCACAAACGGGUCACAUUGCUGAACACUUUUAUGCUACAAAUUUGGAAGAUAUACUCUCCAACAAAGGACAAAUUCCUCUACCCCCAGAAUUCCUGAAGCAAAUUUCCAAGUUAUAUAAAACUAAAUGGCCACGUCGUAGAACUUCAAAGACUAAACGUUAUUCUGCAUUAGAGAAUAAAUCACAAAAUAGACAGACAUCCUACAAGGAGGAACCAGAAACAUGCUCUCUUGAAACAACUUCCCCACAACCUUAUCCGGAAUAUGACACUCCUGAAACUAAUCCUUACAGAGCCCCAGAAUCUGUCCACAAUCCUGAAAAUAUUAACAACGAUGCCGAUACACCAAGGUCACAAAGUGGACACCCAGUGACAGCUAAUUCGACCGAUACAACUACAGAAAACAAUCUUAACAGAACGCCCGAAAAUGUCCAGGGAUCUGUAAAUGUGAGCGACGAUUAUCCAGUACCACAGGAAACUUCACAGGAAUAUGAAACUCCAAAAUAUGUGACACCAGAAACUAAUCAUUACAAAGCCCCACAAUCUGCCCAUCAUCCACUGACAGCUUAUUCGGCAUAUGAAACUCCAGAAAACACUCAUAACAGAACGGUCGGAAAUGUCCAGACCUCUGUAAAAGCCAACGAAGGCGAUCAAGUAUCACAAGACAGACAGCAACUGAAAACUUCACAAGAAUAUGAAACACCAAGAUACGACACUCCGGAAACUAAUCAUUACAAAGCCCCAGAUUCUUCCCAGAACCCUGAAAAUGUUAAGGUCGACGAGGAUACUCCGUCACCAAGUAGACAGCCACUGACAACUAAUUCGGCCUAUGAACCUUCGGAAUCUAAUCAUUAUAGAACACCUGAAAAUGCUCUGAACUCAGGAAAUUUGAAUGACCAAAAACCAGGAAAUAGACUACCUCAGAGACUUUAUUUGGUUUAUGAAACUCCAAGAACGAACCAAUACGGAACGCCUCAAUGUAUCCACAAUCAUGAUUCCCCUGCACCACAAAGUAGACAGCAACUAAAAGCUUAUCCGGCAUAUGAAACUCCAAGAUAUGACACUCCCGAAAAUAAUCGUUACAAAGCGCCUGAAAAUGUUCAAAACCCUGUAUAUGAGGAGGAGAAUGAUACCACACAACUAUGGCCACAAAUACGACAAGUCCUAACAACUUUGGGUUUCAUAAAACCGGGCGGACAAACGGAACCUAAACUACAGUCAACUACUACCGAAUAUACAGUUUCACAGUCGUUUGGAGAAACAUCACUACCGUGGCAUGAAGAAAUUGCCAAGCCCUAUAAAUGGAAUUCUCAUUACCAUACCCAUGAUCCAAGAGGCUACGGGUCUGUACUGACGUCUGCGAAUUAUUACCCUCAAAAUGGAAAUUCUCCUCAACUUCAGCCUAACAAAAAUAACGCUCACGAUAAUUCCUACACAAUUUCAUAUUAUGAUCCCAAUACUGUAUCCUAUCCGGAUUAUGUUAAACCACUGGAAGCCGCAUUACAUUCGGAACUAAUGGAUUUCUUGGAGAACUUUUAG
Molecule: messenger RNA, 2289 nt
Organism: Musca vetustissima
Lineage: Eukaryota; Metazoa; Arthropoda; Insecta; Diptera; Muscidae
Exons: 4
Coding region: 1-2289 (762 amino acids)
Source: RefSeq, a predicted model, not a curated record